AUGGCCCAGUGGCCCCUGCACCAUCGGGUUUUCCUGGGGCUGCUAGUGGCUGGGCUGUUGCUUCAGGGGCUCGGCCUCCGCGUGCCUGCAGCCGGUGGGUGGAGAGCCGAGGUCAAAGCUAUGGGAGCUGAGCGCUCCCUCCAUCCUGCGUCCUGGCCUUCCUUCCUGGGUCUGGAAUCGCUUGGGGCGUCCCAGGAACCUCUCCAGAUUCCACGAAACGGGAGUGCACCCCUGUUGGUGGCUGUGGAGGUGUUUGUGUCCAACGUCUUCAACGUGGACAUCCUGCGGUACACCGUGUCCUCUGUGCUGCUGCUUCGAAUGUCCUGGCUGGACCCCCGCCUGGCUUGGAACGAGACUGUGCACCCGCGACGCGCGUUCACGCUACCCUGGGACUCAAUCUGGACCCCAGGACUCACCAUCCAGGAAGCGCUCUGGGUAGACUGGCGGGACCAGAGCCCGCGGGCGCGCGUGGCCCCGGACGGCAACGUAGAGCUCUACCUGGCCCUGACCACGGAGACCAACUGCGACUUUGAGCUCCUGCGAUUUCCCCGGGACCUGAGCGACUGCAGCCUCAGCUUCUACGCGCUAAGCAACUCCGUGAUGGAGCUGGAGUUCCAGGCUCAAGCAGUCAACGAGGUCGUGAGUGUUAAACGGGAAUAUGUCCUUCAGGACCUGAAGACUCAAAUCCCACCCCAGCAGCUGGUGCCUUGCUUUCGGGUGACACUGAGCCUGCAGAACACAGCGCUGAAGGCCGUCCUCUCUCUGCUGGUCCCUGGGGAGGCGCUGCUGCUGGCUGACGUGUGUGGGGGCCUGCUGCCCCUCUCGGCUGCUGAGCGCCUGGGCUAUAAGAUGACCCUGCUACUGGGCUACCUGGUCUUCCACUCGUCCCUGGUGCAGGCGCUGCCCAGCUCCUCAUCCUGCAACCCGCUGCUCAUCUACUACUUCACGGUCCUGCUGUUGCUGCUGAUUCUCAGCACCAUGGAGACUGUGCUGUUGGCCGGGCUGUGGGCCCAUGACAGACAGGGGGCCAGAGGUAGCCCCAGCCCUGCCCCAAGGGGAGAGGAGCACAGAGAUCAUGGGGACUCAGGGCCUCCUCAAGAUCAAGAAGGGAGAGGAGGAGAAGGAAAGGGAACAGGACGCAGCCGGGCUGAGGUGGCCGACAGCAUCUUCUUUCGGGUGUAUGUGGUCGGGGUGGUAUGCAGCCAGGCCCUUUUUGCUGGCAUCUGGAUGUGGGUGGUAUGCAAGUCAGACCCUGCCCCUGGUAAGGCUGCGCCCCAUGGCGGGCAGCCCCGGCUGUAACCGAG
Echinops telfairi (small Madagascar hedgehog) is the source of this 1304-nucleotide messenger RNA. RefSeq names its product zinc activated ion channel (gene ZACN). Gene Ontology annotation, molecular function: transmembrane signaling receptor activity; neurotransmitter receptor activity; extracellular ligand-gated monoatomic ion channel activity. The record is from RefSeq and is a predicted model, not a curated record. NCBI's taxonomy places the organism in Eukaryota, Metazoa, Chordata, Mammalia, Afrosoricida, Tenrecidae. The transcript has 8 exons. The coding region runs from base 1 to 1299 and encodes 432 amino acids. Gene Ontology annotation, cellular component: membrane; synapse; neuron projection. Gene Ontology annotation, biological process: monoatomic ion transmembrane transport; regulation of membrane potential; signal transduction.